Anopheles funestus (African malaria mosquito) is the source of this 1482-nucleotide messenger RNA. It is a transcript of the gene Arp10, whose product is annotated as actin-related protein 10. The transcript has 2 exons. The record is from RefSeq and is a predicted model, not a curated record. The coding region runs from base 143 to 1294 and encodes 383 amino acids. Gene Ontology annotation, biological process: retrograde axonal transport of mitochondrion. Lineage: Eukaryota; Metazoa; Arthropoda; Insecta; Diptera; Culicidae.
GACAGCUGUUCGCUGACCGGGUUGAUGACAACAUAAGUAAACAGAAAACAACUCCCAAAAAAAUAAAAAUCAUUACUUUAGGUAGUCAAGUUUUCACUUCGUUACAGCACAUUUUAAUACGUUUAAGCUCGAAAGAAACAAAAUGCCACUGUACGAAACAAUGCUGCAAGAAAAACCGGCCAUUGUGCUGGAGAUCGGUACGGCUUUGACGAAGCUGGGCUUUGCUGGUGAACCAUAUCCGCGCAGUAUCAUUCCCUCGGAGGUGCUGGAUCAUGAGGCAAAAAAUGCCGGGCUUACAACCCCAAACCGGAAACUGUUCAACUACAGCGACGAGGCGGAGCUGUACGAUUGGUUGGUAGAGUUUCUGAAGACGAUUUUCUUCAAGUACGUGCUCGUCAGCCCAAAGGAUCGCAAAGUGGUGAUAGUCGAAUCGGUUCUCUGUCCGACGAUCAUUAAAGAAAAGUUGGCUCGCGCCUUAUUUUGCCACUUUGACGUAUCGUCCGUGUUCUUCGUCCCGACGCACCUUGUCGUACUGGCAACGCUAGCGGUCGAAACGGCGCUCGUGGUAGAUAUCGGAUACAAGGAAGCGAUCGUAGUACCGGUGUUCUGUGGUGUACAAGCUUUGUACGCAUGGGAAGCACAACCACUGGCAGCGGAAAGCAUUCACAACGAAAUAAAAAGACAGCUGACGGAGAGCGGGGUGGAUGAAACGCUGCUAACCGAAUCUACUGUAGAGGACAUCAAGAUUAGAACUUGCUUCGUAACAACCGCCGAAAGAGCGGCAAAGUAUCGUGAGGAUGGUGGAACGUCGCUUCAACCCUGUCCGGAUGUAGACUACCCGGCAAAAGGCGAAGCGAUGAUAAAAGUUUCCGGACGGUUGCGUGAAACCGCCUACGAAGUAUUGUUCCCCGACGAUAACGAUCGGCUCGGACUGCCGUACAUCAUCCUGAAUGCGAUUCUCAAGUGUCCACGCGACACACGGAUACCACUAGCGAACAAUCUUAUCCUUAUCGGUGGUUCUACGAUGGUGCAAGGUUUGACCGCACGGUUAAAGUCGGAACUGUUGGCCCUGUUACAAUCCGAUCUGUACAAGGAUCGGCUGUUUAUAAAAACGUUUAAAUUCCACAAAGCGCCAGCAGAGCCCAACUUUACUGCCUGGCUGGGUGGAUCGAUUUACGGCGCGACUGAUCUCGUGCUGACAAAAUCAAUCAGCCGGGAAGCGUACAGCAAGAACCAAACCAUUCCCGACUUUACCAACUAUGAGGAAACGCGCGGUGCUCCAAUGCGUGGCUGACGGCAGAAGGCCAAGGGGACGCGCGGGACAACAACACACGAGCGGGGCACUUAGCUUUUAAGUGAAACAUAUUUAUAUAUAGUUUAAUAACAUUUAUAAUGCCGAUGAAACUUUCUUGAGCGUACUUUUUGCGAGAUUCACUAAUUGAAUAUAAUUCAUCAUAAUAAAAAGGUUACUUACACGCACAU